Molecule: messenger RNA, 1077 nt
Organism: Aspergillus piperis CBS 112811
Lineage: Eukaryota; Fungi; Ascomycota; Eurotiomycetes; Eurotiales; Aspergillaceae
Product: RING finger protein
Exons: 4
Coding region: 1-1077 (358 amino acids)
Molecular function (GO): ubiquitin protein ligase activity; zinc ion binding
Source: RefSeq, a predicted model, not a curated record
AUGGGAGUGACACGUACAACUCCUUCUCGCCAGCAGCAUGCGAACGCCUCCACCCCUACGGACGCUCGAGCUACACGCUCAAGAGCUGUGGCAAGCACCCCCGCAUCGUCCAGGAAGCGAAAAGCGACUGAACAGAAGGUCACACCAAGCGCGUCAUCAAAGAAGUCGCGUCGAUCCACUACAACUGGUUCUUCCAAUGAUACCGUCGAAGUGAUCGAUUUGACUGGCGACACCCCUAGCCCUGCUAGAAGAAGAGCUCGAGCACCAGCAUCAUAUGACGAGCUGACUCCUGAACGCCGAGCGAGAAGAUUCCGUACCCACCCUCCCAGCACGUAUCUUGAUAGAGCUGCGCGUGCACUAUCCCAGCGCAUGUUCGUUGUCGGACAUAGUGUCACGGAAGUCGAUGAUGCGCCCGAGAUAUCUUUCGACAUCGUCGGUACCACUGGCAACAUCUAUAAGACAACGAUAGGGAAGGUGCCAUCUUGCAGCUGCCCAGAUGCUCUAAAAGGGAAUCAAUGCAAACACAUCUGCUAUGGUACGUCGAGCCCCUUGCGUAGACAGUUACCCCGCACCCUCGUCUCUCUGCUGGGUCAUUCUGCAAUGUCCGAGUUGCUGAUUAUUCUGGCUUGUGAAGUCCUAGUCAAGGCCCUUAGAGCGCCCCAGCAUCUGCAAUAUCAGUUAGCAUUCUUGUCGUCGGAACUUCGAGAGAUGUACAACGGCUCUCCCAUCAGCCGCGAGCAGGCCAGCGCUGAAGAAAACAAGGAUGGGAACAGGAAACCUGUUGAAGGCGACUGCCCGAUCUGCUUCAUGGAGUUUGAACCCGACAAAGAAGAGAUAGUAUGGUGCCGAGCAGCAUGCGGAAACAAUAUACACAAGACUUGUUUCCAGAAGUGGGCCGCAACUCAGCAAGCUCAAGGAGUGAGAUGCGUUUAUUGCCGUUCUCCUUGGCAAGCAGAUACUGGUAACAUGAAGCUUGAUGAACUGGUCAAAGGAGCCAGUGUAGAUUCUGAUGGCUACGUCAAUGUAGCCGAUCAGCUCGGCCUGUCUGGAAUUCGCGGUAUGAGACCGAAUCUGUGA